GCAGCGCCGGGCGGCCCGGGGAGGAGGGGGGGCGGCCAUGGCGGCGCCGGGUGGGGCGGAGGUCGUGCAGCUCAACGUGGGCGGCAAGAGGUUCAGCACAUCCCGCCAGACGCUGACCUGGAUCUCGGACUCUUUCUUCUCCAGCCUCCUGAGCGGCCGAAUCUCCACCUUGAAGGAUGAGACCGGAGCGAUCUUCAUCGACCGGGACCCCACUGUCUUCGCCCCCAUCCUCAACUUCCUCCGCACGAAAGAACUCGACCCCCGAGGCGUCAGCAUCUCCCUCCUCCUCCACGAAGCCCAAUUUUACGGCAUCACCCCCCUAGUUCGCCGCUUGCAGCUACGGGAGGAAUUGGACCGUUCGUCUUGUGGCAGCGUCCUCUUCAACGGCUACCUGCCCCCCCCAGUCUUACCGGCCAAACGCCGUAACCGGCACAGCGUGGCGGGGCCGCAGAUUGCCGCUCGUUUGCCGAUGACAACCGACAGAGCCCCGGUGCGGCGCAGUAACACCAUGCCCCCCAAUUUGGGUAACGCUGGUUUAUUGGGGCGCUUGUUGGAAGAGCGAGCCCCCAGCACCGCAAGUGAACCGGGAGCAGUACGGAUUGUCUGCGGGCAUCACAACUGGAUCGCGGUGGCGUACGCCCAGUUCCUCGUCUGCUAUAGGAUGAAGGAGACAUCGGGGUGGCAACAAGUCUUCUCCAGCCCACGGUUGGACUGGGUGAUCGAACGAGUGGCCCUCAACGCUAAAGUCCUCGGCGGAGCUUUGGGCGACCACGACAAGAUGGUGGCGGUUGCGUCCUGCAACGAGAUCAUCCUCUGGGCCCUGCAAGCCGAUGGCAAUGGCAGCGAGAUUGGCGUCUUCCACCUGGGAGUACCGGUGGAAGCCCUCUUCUUUGUUGGGAACCAACUCAUCGCCACCAGCCACACCGGCAAAAUCGGCGUCUGGAACGCCGUUACCAAGCACUGGCAGAUCCAGGACGUUGUCCCCAUCAACAGCUACGAUGCUGCCGGCACAUUCCUCCUCCUCGGUUGCAACAAUGGCUCCAUCUACUACGUGGAUGUUCAGAAGUUCCCCCUGCGCAUGAAGGACAACGAUCUGCUGGUGACGGAGCUCUACCGCGACCCCACCGAAGACGCCGUCACUGCCCUCAGCGUCUACCUCACCCCCAAAACCAGUGACAGCGGGAACUGGAUCGAAAUCGCUUAUGGCACAAGCUCCGGCGUGGUGCGGGUCAUCGUGCAGCACCCCGAAACAGUGGGCUCUGGUCCUCAACUCUUCCAAACCUUCACCGUCCACCGCAGCCCCGUCACCAAAAUCAUGCUUUCAGAAAAACACCUCAUCUCUGUUUGUGCCGACAACAACCAUGUCCGGACCUGGACGGUGACUCGUUUCCGCGGGAUGAUUUCCACCCAACCCGGCUCGACGCCAUUGGCUUCCUUCAAAAUCCUUUCCCUGGAUGAUCUCGACGGUCCCGCCGGCUGUGGCGCUGGCACCGAUAUCGGACCCUUUGGCGAGCGGGACGAGCAGCAGGUCUUCAUCCAAAGAGUAGUGCCGGAUGCGUGCCAGGUCUUCGUCCGGCUUUCCUCCACCGGCAAAAGGAUCUGCGAGGUGCGUUCGGUGGACGCCGCCGCUAUCACUGCCUUCACUGUCCAUGAGUGCGAAGGCUCCAGCCGGAUUGGCUCCCGGCCGCGCCGUUAUCUCUUCACCGGCCACGCCAACGGCAGUGUCCAGAUGUGGGACCUCACCACCGCCAUGGAGAUGCUGGGGAAGCCCCCAGAAGCCGGCGGUUUGACUGAAGAGGAGCUGUUACGGCAACUGGAACAGUGCGAUUUGGCGUUAACCGGCCCCCCCGGCCCCCCCCAGGCCCCCAACACCAGCCUCCAGUCGCAGGAACCAAACCGGGGGGACACGCCGACCCCUUCUUCCCCCAUGCCGAAACUCCGUGGGGAACCCCUGGGCGUCGCCCCCCCACGCCGGUAUCGGGGGACAGAGGGGGAUCCCCCUUUUUCAGGGAGUCCCCGAGGGGGAGGCAGCUUUGUAGAACGUUGCCAGGAGCUGGCCCAGCGUCUCGGCCCCCCUGAUCACCCUGAAACUCCUCGUUUUGGGGGGAAACCCAAAACUUUCCGACCCACCCCGCCACGUCGACCCCCCAAUUCCGCGCUCCCCAGAGCUCCUCCCCCCCCGGGGCCCCCCCCAACCGCCGACUCUCUCCCCAUCGUCCCAUUAGUGACCCCCAAAUCUCGCCUCAACGAGACGUCGUUUUGAGGGGGGCAGGACCCCCCACACACAUGUGCCUUCAUUUUGGGGGGGCAGCGCUGACCCCCCCCCUCUCCUUGCCCCCCCCAUGGACUCGGGGAUGAUUUUGGGGGGGCUCAGAGGACGGGGCCCCCCCCAAUGCCCAAGCACCCCCAGUGCUGCGGGUAUUGGGGUUCCCCCUCCAUACACUCCCUUUCCCCUCUGCUUUGUGCCCUGUGUUUUUUGGGGGGUUCCCCCCAGCGGCGGCCUGUGCCCCCUAUAGCUCAGCCCCCCCCAUAUAGCCCCACCCUCCUAUAGCCCCCCCAGCACCCCUAUAGCCUGACCUUAUAGCUCAGCCCCCCUAUAGCCCCCCCCCAGCCCUACAGUUCAGCCCCCCCAUAUAGCCCUGCCCUAUAGCUCAGUCCCCCUAUAGCCUGAGCCUAUAGCUCUGUCCCCUAUAGCCCCCUCCAACCCUAUAGCUUAGCUCUCUAUAGUCUGACCCUAUAACUCAGGCCCCCUAUAGUUCCCCCCAGCCCUAUAGCUCAGCCCCCUAGAGCCUGAGCCUAUAGCUCUGCCCCCUAUAGCCCCCCCCACACACACCAGGUCACUUGGACACGGCACUGGGGGCGGGGUGUGGGCGGAGCCUCCCGGGGGGGCGGGGGGGGGUGUUGGUGCACUGCGGACACGCACACGUGUGUGCACACCCACAGCUAGCACACGCAUGUGCACGGCAUGGACACGUGGUGUCAGGUGUGGGCAUGCAGCAGCACAGGCAUGUACAGGCUCACACAUGUACAGGCUCACAUGCGUGCAGGCAGCCUCACACACGCGCGUGCAGCUUUGCACGCUUUCCCGCAACCUCACACGUGCACACAGCCUGACCUGCGUGCAUGCAGCAUCACACACAUGCAAGCAGCCUUGCACACGUGUGCCUUUAUGUGCUUGUACACGUACGUGUGCACAGCCUGACAUGCGUGCAAACAGCAUCAGACGUGUGCAUGCAGCCUGACACGUGUGUACACGUUAGGGGUAGGGGUUAGGGUCAGGGUUUAGGGUUAGAAUUAGGCUUAGAGUUAGGGUUUGGCUAGGGGUUAGG
This is a messenger RNA of Grus americana (Whooping crane), 3329 nucleotides long. RefSeq names its product SH3KBP1 binding protein 1 (gene SHKBP1). Gene Ontology annotation, molecular function: protein binding. The transcript has 17 exons. Lineage: Eukaryota; Metazoa; Chordata; Aves; Gruiformes; Gruidae. Gene Ontology annotation, biological process: protein homooligomerization. The record is from RefSeq and is a predicted model, not a curated record. Bases 38 to 2263 code for a protein of 741 amino acids.